AUGGAGCCGUCUCUCUGCCCCUUCCUGCAGGCGCUGGUCGGCCUGGUCGCGUGUGCGGCCGAGCGGGCCGGCAUGCUGCACGAGAUCCUGCGGCGGGCACGGCGCUGGCGGAGCCAGUCUCUCGCCGCAGAGCGCGCCCUGACGGCUGCCGACCGCAGCUGCCGCCUCGCAGCGGCGAAGCGCACGACGCUCGCGGAGGCGCUCAAGAAGGCGUCGAUCGAGGUGCGGCGGCUGACGCUGCGCGCCGAGGAAGCGGACUUCGAGGGGCGGCGGCGCGCCCUCGACGCGGCCUUGCGCGACGCGCUUCGCCGCCUCGAGUCGCUGACGGCCGAGCGCGGUCGGGUGGUGCUCGGCAAGCUGAGCGAGGUGGACGGGCGGCUACGCGCGACGUUCCGCGCGCUCUGCGACGACGGCGACGCGAGCCUGGAGUAUGCGACCACGCCGGCGGUCCUGUUCGAGGAGGGCGUCUCCAUCCGCGCGCGGCCGCCGCAGUCCGAGUGGUCGCACUUUGAGGAGCUCUCGGGAGGACAAAAGGCACUCGUGGCGGUGGCGCUGCAGCUGGCGCUGCACCCUCCCGACGCGUCCCACCCCUGCCUCUACGACGAGGUUGACGCCGCGCUCGACACGCGACGCACAAAGGCGCUCGCUGACUUCAUGGCGCAGCGGGAGGGCGCGCAGAGCAUCUUCGUCUCGCACCGGCCCGAGCUCCUCGAGGCGGCGACGAUGCUCGUCGGAUGCUACGUCGGCGAGAGCGGCGGCAGCCAGGCGGUACAUGCGGCGUUUCGGGCGACAAACAGCGCUGCGACCGCGAAGUGGCGCUGGACAUGCUCCCAUGUUGCCGACGCGGCGCCGGAGUGGCCGGCGCUGCUCGCCGCGACCACGACGGCUACUCUGAUACUCCGGGCCGACCCGUCCUACCCGACGGUGGCACUCUUCCACGUCUCGCUCACGCUGAGAAAAAUUCUGAAACGGCGUGCAGCAGAGUCACCGACGAGUCGGACGCUGUGGAUCCUCUAG
This is a messenger RNA of Emiliania huxleyi CCMP1516, 1017 nucleotides long. RefSeq lists its product as hypothetical. Gene Ontology annotation, biological process: mitotic chromosome condensation. The transcript is spliced from 6 exons. Bases 1 to 1017 code for a protein of 338 amino acids. NCBI's taxonomy places the organism in Eukaryota, Haptophyta, Isochrysidales, Noelaerhabdaceae. The record is from RefSeq and is a predicted model, not a curated record.